AUGCAAACACUAAGAGAAGAGCUUCGGGGCUGGUGUAAGGGGGAGGCAUUGAACGAAGACUAUGCUGUGAUGGUUGUCAUCCCUGAAGAAAGGGAUAUAGCACAAAUUGAAGAAACAAUGCAGACAAUAAAAUGCCUUGGUCGAGUAAGAGUAAGAGACAGAAUUUUCAAAGAAAAGCUACAGUGUUUUCUAGUGCUGUGUGAAAGUAAAGAGAAAGUUGAUCCAAAAGAAGUUCCUCCUGAAAUUUCACUCACCUCAGGAACUGAAUCCUGGCAAAUAGUCACCUCAAGUGGAGUUGAUGAUAGUUCAGAUGAUUUUUCUAAGAAAUUAAAAACCCUCCUUCACAGUGAGGGGAAAACCUUUGAGGAUAUUCAGGCCAUGUUUACUCCCUCUGAUGCUGGAAUCCCCACCCCUGAUGACAUUAUACGUGCUGUUGGAGAUCUGCUUGAAAAGACAGGAAAAAUUUCCAAUGAAAGUGGAGGUUAUAGACGUCUGAGAAUGUUUUCCAGUACAAUACCUAUUCCUUCAGGUGAAGAACCGUAUGAAAAUUGGAUCGAACAAGCACAUUUGAUGGUAGAAGAAAGUGACUGUUCUGACAAAGAAAAGAAAAGGAGGCUUAUUGAGAGUCUAAGAGGGCCUGCUUUAGAAAUAGUUAAAGUAGUGCGCGAUACUGAUGCAGCUGUUAGUUCAGAAGAAUACUUGGAGGCCAUCGAGCAAGCUUUUGGAUCCGCUGAGUAG
This is a messenger RNA of Xyrauchen texanus (razorback sucker), 738 nucleotides long. RefSeq names its product paraneoplastic antigen Ma2 homolog. The coding region runs from base 1 to 738 and encodes 245 amino acids. NCBI's taxonomy places the organism in Eukaryota, Metazoa, Chordata, Actinopteri, Cypriniformes, Catostomidae. The record is from RefSeq and is a predicted model, not a curated record. The transcript has a single exon.